Molecule: messenger RNA, 2497 nt
Organism: Tachysurus vachellii
Lineage: Eukaryota; Metazoa; Chordata; Actinopteri; Siluriformes; Bagridae
Exons: 7
Coding region: 98-1444 (448 amino acids)
Source: RefSeq, a predicted model, not a curated record
GAGAGGGAAAAGGACUGGGAUCUUCACAGGGAGUACAUCAGUUUGCCUUUAUUCGCCACCUGUGCAGUGCUGAUGGUGGUGUUGUGUCUCCUCAGCCAUGCAGUUCUGCAGCCUUCAUCACUGUGUCAUCUUCUUCCUCAUCCUCACAUUCCCCUCUGGUCCUGUUCCAGCUUUCAAUUCUGUAAUGGUGAAACUGAAUCAGUCUGCGAUUCUUCCCUGUAAUCAGAACUGCUCUGAUUCACUCCGAUGGACUGUGAUUGAUGAACCAUUUCUUAAUGUGGCUGAGUGUAAUCAGACAUCAUGCUGGUCAAAGGAGGGGUUUAACAUGUCUCAUGAUCAGUACCUGAAGGGAGAUUUGUCUCUCACCAUCAAUGCAGCUGAUUACAGCAACAGGGGUUUGUACACGUGUGAAUGUGCUGGAACAGAAAUCUGUAGGGUGCGUCUCAUCAUUGAGACUGUGAUGUCACCAGUUCAUCUAAAGGUUGGUCAAUCUCUGGACUUGGAUUUGUCUAUACCAGAUCCAGUGCAGGUGACUUACAAAAGUACAGAUUCAGCUGAUCCAGAUGGUGAAGUGAUCUGCACUGUUAUUCAACACUCACUAGAGUGUAAAGCUGAAUACACACCGAGAACAUCACUGAGAGGCACAGUUUUGAUCCUGAAGAAAGUAAACCUUGCUGAUUGUGGAUUGUACCUCAUCUGGGACAAGAAAAAUAAUGAAAUCAUUCAUAUUUAUACAUUAUAUUUAAAAGACGUUGUAUCGGUGAAGCUUCAUAAAUCGGCUACUCUCUCCUGCAACUGGAAAUGUCCUGUUGCAGCCAAAUGGAUCAAUAAAAAACACGUUACUGUGGCUCAGUGUAAUCAGACAUUGUGCUGGCCCAGCAAUGAAUAUGUCAUGUCUCAUGAUCAGUACCUGGAGGGGAAUCUCUCCCUCACCAUCACUACAGUUGAUUACAAUAAGCGUGGCUGGUACACCUGUCAGUGUGGUGACAGAGACAAAUGUCAUCGGCAUCUCAUGAUAGAGCCUGUUAGGGAAGAAGUUCAGCUAAAGCCUGCUGAGAAUCUGCUCAUGGAGUUGCCCAUCCCAGAGAAUGUAGAAGUGAUUUAUAACCAGAAUGUGAUAUAUGAUCCAACCAGUCAACAGAUCUGCAUACUGGAAAAAGGCUCACUGGUGUGUAAAACUGAGUACACACAACGGAUAAAGCAGGUGCUUAAAUUAGAAAUGAACCUGACUGAUAGUGGAGUUUACAUCAUCCAGGACAUGGAGAGCAAUGAAGUCAUUCACAUAUACAAUGUGACUGUGAAAGAAGACCAGCCACGACCGGAUCUCGAGAAUCGAUUUUCAUAUUCAAGUUUGUUUCUUGGAAUUUUCAUUGGAUUAAUCAUAGCUGCAUUUGUAUUUUUGGUAUUUAUUUUUUGGAAGGUUAACAACUUCAGAGUGGGUUAACCUGUAGCUCACUAAGGAACUCUAAAAGUGACAGUGAACCUAGAGAGUCCUCUUGAGUAAUCAGAUUCUCUUUGUAAUUAUGACUGAAUCUGCAUGUGCAGAAACCACAUAGCAGUGAUCAUCCAGAUAGUUGGUGGGGUAAAUGGAGAACAUUUUAUUAUGGGUCAAUAUAAAUAAUUGUUUUUGGGUUUUUGGGGGUUUUGGUUCUGUUUCCUUUUUUUUGUUUUCUAUUGCCCCGACUAAUCCCUACGUACAUAUAAACAGUAGAUCCUGUUAAAGAAUAAAUUAAUCACUCACUCUCUCAUUUUCUCCCGCUUAUCCGAACUACCUCGGGUCACGGGGAGCCUGUGCCUAUCUCAGGCGUCAUCGGGCAUCAAGGCAGGAUUCACCCUGGACGGAGUGCCAACCCAUCGCAGGGCACACACACACUCAUUCACUCACGCAAUCACACACUAUAAAAGAAAAUCUAUACUGUGUCUACACUGUUCUGAAUUACAGCUUCUCACAGUUCCAAUACAGUGUUACCUUAGACACAUUACCUUAGACCACAUUACCUUUAAUACAACAUUACCUAGACAAUAUACUCACUCUCACUCACUCACUCAUUUUCUACCGCUUAUCCGACCUAGACAAUAUAUUAAAGCCUAAAUAAUGACAAUAAUUGACUUAAGAGAAUUAAAAAAUAUACAGAUUGUAUAUAUUCAUGUAUUUAAUGUAUUCAUGUCAAUUGUUUUUUUUUUUUAACGAAACAACAACACAGUUAAAACCUUCGAGUAAACACACAGAUUUCUUUGGCACAAGAGAAUCUGCAGCUGAACACAUUUUAGUAAACAGGUAUUUAAUCAGUUAACCGCCAAAAAAAUCAUGUUAGAUCCACACAUAAAGAUAACAAUUCAAACUCACAAAAAGCAUCUGAGCAUGUGUUUUAACAGAAUCAAGCAAAAGAUCUCUUACAGUAUUACAUUUCUAAACAAUUCCUGCCAUCUCCAGUGUUCCUAUGCUGCCUUGGAGAGAACAAAUCAUUUAAAAUUUAUUCUUAUUACUAUAAUGUGU